GGAAAAGACAGCAAAAGAGAAGAAGCAAAAGAGAUCGGAAGGGUAAAAACAACCGGGAAAGAGUUAGAGAGAAACCUCAAAGCAACACCACAGAACUGGAAAAAGGAAAGAGGAAGUGAUGUCAUUUCUCUUCUGGCUCAGCCUUUGGUGCAUUAUCAGAGAAGCCACUGUCACAUCCCCAGUUUUGCUGAACUGUUCAGUUGCAAAGGAAAACAUACAUCUUCCUACAGAUGACAAGACCGAUUUGGGGAAAAAGCAGCAUUUCAGAAGUGGCCUUUUUAACAAGAGCGAACUGAAUUCAUCCUUCUCCCCAAUGUUUACCUGGAAUGCUUCCCAUUCUGUGAGCUCUGAAUGUGACUGUAUCAUGGACUUGUUAGCCUGUUUGUUGAGAGACCGUAUUCUAGCUGGGUUCAUGGUCUUCAUCUUCAUUUUGGGCCUGUUGGGAAACCUAAUCCUCUUCUUUUUUCUUCUCUUCCACUUCAAGAGGAAUUUGUGGAACACCUGCAUUUGGAAUUUAGCCAUUGGUAGCUUUGGGGUCCUUAUCUUUCUGUGCAGCAUUUGCCUUUUAGCGUUCAGUAACUAUAUUUGGGAGAACUCCAGCGAUGCCCUGGUGAAAUUGCUGCUACCCUUGGCAUACCUCUUGCUGGUCAUGCAGGGUUAUAUCGUUCAUUUUUUCACAUCCAUCGGGGUGGAUUGGUGUUUUGCCCUUCUUUCCCCCAAUUGGCAUCAGUGCCAACUCUCAACCCAUCUGUCCUAUGCCAUACCUGCCAUUUUGUCUGUCCUUUUCUGGCAUCUAGCUUGCCAGCUCUUAUUCUGCUUCAGCUUGAGGAUUGACCCUCACACCGUCGUUGUUGUCUUCCUCAUGAUUUUUAUUCCCAUUAUGGUCAUCUCCUCUCAAACCCUGAUUAUGAGGAUUUGGUGCACUCUGCACCAGCAAGGGAAAAUCUCUCUACAAAUUGUCCUGGGCAUCUUAUUUUCACUGGUCACUUGGGGACCCAUAUACUUAUUUCUUACGCCAGGUGACCAUUUUGCCCUCAUCUCAGUAUUUGCCUUUGUGCUCACAUCCGUUAGCAGCACCAUCAACCCCGUAUUUUAUAUUCUUAUUGGUAAAGUACUUCUUCCUGAUGCCAGAAGCAAAAGAUUUCAUUUCAGGAAGGAGAGAUCCGCUAAGCCAUUGAGACUUUGAUCAUAUUUGGGCCACAAAAGAAGAAAUGCAAAGAACUGAAUCCGAUACUUGAUGGGAGACUGUGUUUUGUUUGCUUGGUUUCCUUUUGUGAACAAACACAAGCAAGUCUAUGCUGGAUAUAAUAAAAUCUUAAGUGUUGAAUCAAUGCCCAAUUGAAUAAAGCUUAUACUUUUAAACUG
Messenger RNA from Crotalus tigris (Tiger rattlesnake), 1365 nucleotides. RefSeq names its product mas-related G-protein coupled receptor member A2-like. Gene Ontology annotation, cellular component: membrane. NCBI's taxonomy places the organism in Eukaryota, Metazoa, Chordata, Lepidosauria, Squamata, Viperidae. The record is from RefSeq and is a predicted model, not a curated record. Bases 119 to 1186 code for a protein of 355 amino acids. Gene Ontology annotation, molecular function: G protein-coupled receptor activity. The transcript has 3 exons. Gene Ontology annotation, biological process: G protein-coupled receptor signaling pathway.